CCUGCGAAUGAAUGCGGAAAUUUUAGGCUUCGAGGAAAUCUGUAAACAAUGUGUGGUUUGUUACCUCUUGAAUCCGAAUCCGCUGACGAAAUGACUUAAAUCGUGGUCUUGCCUUUAUGCCCAUAACAGACAUAUGCUGAAGAUGAAAUUUAUGACGACAAACUCAGUUUUCUGCGUGACCCCGUUAAUUUUUACAAGGUUAUGCCCCUUGUAUGUUAAACAUGGCAGGGAAGAAAGCUGUGGAAUCAUACUGAGUUUGUAAAUAUAGCAUUCAGGAGAGCCAUUGCAUUCGAACGCUAUGUUCCCCGCGAAUUUAUCUUCGGGCGAAAAUCCUGUCUACAGUGCGCACGCGCUUGAAAACCUCGCAAAAUGGAAAGGAAUUUUUGGCGCUGCAUUAAGAGGGGUGCAGCGCCAGGUGCAUCCAUCGCUGUCAGCAAGAGAAGAUGCUCUGGAGUACAUUGAGAAGCUGAUGCUACAGCUUCUGAUGCUGCUGUGCUCGUCCCAGCCUCACACUGUGCAGGAUGUGGAGGAUCGUGUUCAUAAAACUUUCCCAGACCCAAUUGACAAGUGGGCGAUUAACGAUGCCCAGAAUGCUCUGGAAAAGGGCAAGAAAAAUUCAACCUUGCUUUUGCCUGUGGACAAAGUUCAGCCUCUGCUCAAGGAGGUUUUGGGCUACCGGGUUGAUUCCCAGGUAGUAGUUUAUAUUGUUGCUGUGAUCGAGUACACAGCUGCAGACAUUCUAAAAUUCACAGGCAUUUAUGUCAAAAAUAUUCGUCACACUGAAAUCACAUCCCAAGACAUAAAAGUAGCAAUAUGUGCAGAUCCGGUCCUGGUAGACAUGUUCAAUCAGGAGGAGGAUGUGACAGCUUUAAUGAUUGAAGAUGAACCUGUACGGCGAGAGUCUAUGACAUAUGAAGAGAUUGUGAAGGAUUUCAUUGUUGAGGAGACACAGUACCUUCGUGACUUAAACAUGAUCAUCAAAGUCUUCCGUGCACCCUUUGCUGACCUUUUUCCUCGUUCUAAGGAUUUAGAUGUGAUUUUCAGCAACAUCCUCGACAUCUAUGAGUUCACAGCAAAGUUGCUAGGAUCUGUGGAAGAGCAAGUAGAGGUUGCUCAGGAUGAUGAAUUACCGCUGGUUGGUACAUGCUUUGAAGACCUGGCUGAGGGGGAAGAAUUCAAUGUAUAUGAGCGUUACGUUGAUGACAUGCUGUCACCAAGAGGCAAAGAGCGCCUGAACACACUGCUGCAAAGGGACGAUGUCAGUAAGUCACUAAAGAAUUGUGGAGGUAAUAGCUUCAAGGAUGCAGUGAAGUAUGUGCUACCCAAACUGUUAAUGGGGCCUGUUUAUCACUGUCUUCACUAUUUUGAAGUCAUUAAGGCAUUGAUUGAUACAUCAUCUUGUGAAGAGGAUCAGGAAGUUCUUGCUCAGGCUAACGGCUUGCUUCAGUCUCUGAAAGUACUGCUGGAGCGACGGUUCAGUGGAAACAUACCAAAACGAAAACCAUGGGAAAUUUCAUUACGUUUACAUGGACGAUCCAAUCGCUCUCAGGUGCAGAAAAUGACUGAGCUUCAACGCAACAUUGAUGGCUGGGAGGGAAAGGACAUCUGGCAGAGCUGCAGUGAAUUUAUUUUAGAGGGAGUGCUUUCAAAACAAGCUGGACGACGGUGGGCAGAGAGACAUGUUUUUCUUUUUGAUGGCUUAGUCAUUUUGUGUAAACAGAAUGCAAAGCGUACGUCAGGGGCUGGACCCUUUGCAGAAUUUAAGCUGAAAGAAAAACAUCUUAUUCGCAAAAUGGAAAUUGUAGAUCGAGAAGACACUGAUGAUGUGAAGAAUGCGUUUGAUAUUGUUCCGCGGGAUCAUCCAGCUAUCACACUGUGUGCAAAAAUGCCUGAAGAAAAGUGCAAUUGGAUGGCUGCUCUGAUUACUCUUCAGACAAGAAGUAUGCUGGAGCGUAUUCUGGAUGGGAAGCUGCGAGAGGAGGAGAAGUGUCAUCCACUCAUCAUGCCACCUCCAGAUAGAUACAGGUUUGCUGUGAAAGAUUCUGAUGAGUGCAUACUUUUUGAAGAACAGCAAGACUCAUCUGUGGAGAGUCCUCUUAUCAAGGGCGGAACACUCAUCAAGCUGGUGGAGCGAUUGACAUACCACAUGUAUGCAGACCCCAAGUUUGUGAGGACAUUCCUUUUGACAUACAGAUCGUUCUGCACACCUCAAGAACUUCUGGACCUCUUAAUUGAAAGGUUUGACAUUGUGGAGCCUGUUAUGGAACCUGUAGGUGAAGAUAAUUUUGAGAUGUGUCUCCGUAUUCGUGAGGAUCUAAAGCGAUUUCGCAAGGAAUAUAUAAAACCUGUUCAGUUCAGGGUUGUGAAUGUGUUGCGCCACUGGGUAGACCAUCAUUUUUAUGACUUUGAACGCGAUAAGUCCUUGUUGGAGAAGUUACAAGAGUUCUUGCGAUCAGUGAAAGGCAAGGCAAUGCGAAAGAUGGCUGACUCUAUAAUCAAAGUCAUUCAGAGAAGGUUGGAAAGCAUUAACACAGAGCGUGAGUUCACACACCAAAAGAAACCACCACAAAUAGAAUGGCACCUGACUCGUAAUCCAGAGGAAUUUGAAAUUGUAAAGCUUCAUCCAGUUGAAAUUGCAAGACAAGUGACAUUGCUAGAGUUUGAUCUUUAUCGUGCUAUCCAGCCAUCAGAACUUGUAGGCAGCCCCUGGACAAAGGAAGACAAGCACAAAACUUCCCCUAAUCUGUUGAAAAUGAUCAACUUCUCUACUGCAUUCACCUUUUGGUUGGAGAAGUGCAUUCUGGAAACAGAAAAUUUGGAAGAACGGGUAUGUGUCUUGUCACGUAUCGUAGAGAUCAUGCUGGUCUUUCAAGAGCUUAACAACUUUAAUGGGGUUUUGGAGGUUGUGGGCGCACUGAUAUCAGCACCAAUCUACAGAUUGGAUCACACCUUCAAGGAGGUGCCACACAAGUAUGUCAAGGCUCUGGAGGAGGCUCAUGAACUGAAUGCUGACCACUUCAAGAAAUAUAUUGAGAAACUUCGUUCUGUCAAUCCACCCUGUGUUCCAUUUCUAGGAAUGUAUCUGACCAACAUCUUGCUAACAGAGGAGGGAAACCCUAACUUCAUUGUCAGUCGUCCAGAGGACCCUACCCAGCGUGCAGAAGGCUUCAUAAACUUUAGCAAGAGGCGCAAGGUGGCAGAGAUUACAGGAGAAAUCCAGCAGUUCCAGAAUCAACCAUACUGCCUGCGUGUGGAGCCCAGUAUCAGGGAGUUUCUGAAGAAUUUGAAUCCUCUUGAAGACUUGACAGUAAAAGAGCUGAGUGAUUACAUGUAUGCGAAGUCUUUGGAACUGGAGCCACGAAAUGCACGGCAAUUGCCAAAAUUUCCAAAGAAAUAUGACUUUUCCUUGAAGUCACCUGGCAUCAAACCAUCCAGCCAUCGGCAUGGGCCUACUAGCAAAAGUCACACCGUACCCCCCAAUGUUAGUGUACCAAAGACUUUUGAAGAAGAGGAAUCUUCCUCCCCUAUCUGCACUACUCCUCCUACCCCCAGCACACCCCAGACACCACCUCACACCACAAGCCACAAUGUCUUUUCAGACUUUGGUUCCAGCCCUGGACAUAACAAUGCAACAACUAUAUGUGCUAGCAUUCCCGAGGAAGAUGAACUGCGCCCUAAACCCCCACCUCUUCCCCCUAGACGGCGGCAACAAAAAGAAUGUGUUUCUUCAUUGGACGUUUGCAUGCGUGUUACUGAACCGCCACCACCACCUCCUCGCAUUGACAGUUCAGUUCCUCCCCCAGUGCCCCCUCGCAGAGACUCAAUGCCCAUAACACGUCAUGAGCAAACUAAUUAUAACACAAUUCCCCGGGCCAUGAGCAUGUCACAGUCCCGUACUUCUCUUGGUGCCAACACCUUUUUACGACAUAACUCAGAACGAAAUAAUUCUGAACCAACUAGCGGGCUUUUCGCUUCAUCAUCUUCAUCUUCCGUGUUUGACGUGAAUGGAGAUGAAAAUCUAAGAGAGAGGCCUGUGCUUCCUCCCAGAACGUACAGGUCACAUUCACGCAAGCAAAGCAGCUAGAAUCGGCUUUGCUGAGCAAAGUGAACAAUUGAAUUGUGAUUGUGCAGACAAGGUAUCUGAAGAAACUAAUGUGAUAUGUGAGAAGCAGGUAAGUGCAUCACCUAUUGGUUGCAUCUACGUUGUUCAGAAAAGUCCUGCUGUUUGACGAGUGCUUGUGGGUACAUGUUUGUGCGUGUGUGUGGGAGAGGGGGUGGGCCAGUGCAGGACUGCAGCAGUGUGCUCAGACUUUAUGAUGGCCAAACAUGUGACAGGGCUGAUCCCAAAAGUCAUUUACUGCUUUGACUAUGUGUUCCUUUUGAUGCUGAUGCCAACUACUGUUAACUAGCCAUGCUGCUUGCAUCUACUUUUAUGGGAGGGUAAGGUGCGACAAGACUACAGCUGACAUCCCGGCACAAAGCUCGGGCUGUUUAUUGCCUGCAUAGUGAAAAGGAAAAUUUAGUCUUCCUCCAUGUGUGCAUGCGUGUGUGUGGCUGGAAAGGUGCUUUCAUUGUUGCUUGCAUGGGGGUUGGGGGUGGAUGGGGGUAUUUAGCAACUGCUUGUGGGAUGGACUGUUGCUAGUUAAGUGUAGGGUUACACAACUCCACUAUCAGUAUUUACUGCUUCCAUGUGUGAUGAGAAUGUGUGUGUAUGUGUGAUAUAAGGAUGUGUGUGCUUAACUAUAUUGGUUGUCCAAUUACUAGGGAAUUUGUUGCAUUUUGGGGUUUGUCUGUAAAUAUUGCUAACAUGUGCAGCAAACAAAAGGGAAAGGGUUGGGAACAUACCUGCACAAAUGAGUAUGUGAACAAAAGAAUGGCAAUAAACUAUUAAAUUGAUGCUGA
Molecule: messenger RNA, 4902 nt
Organism: Pomacea canaliculata
Lineage: Eukaryota; Metazoa; Mollusca; Gastropoda; Architaenioglossa; Ampullariidae
Product: son of sevenless homolog 2-like
Exons: 23
Coding region: 299-4084 (1261 amino acids)
Biological process (GO): positive regulation of GTPase activity; Ras protein signal transduction
Cellular component (GO): plasma membrane
Molecular function (GO): protein heterodimerization activity; guanyl-nucleotide exchange factor activity
Source: RefSeq, a predicted model, not a curated record